AUGAGGCGCUUUGCACUUGCCAGCGCUGCCCUCGCCAGGCGCCUGGUCCUCGGCCGCUCGCGCGCCCGCAGCACCGCGAUUUCCCAAGGCGUGUACGUACCCGCGACGCUGAGGCCUGACGCCACGCCCGACGAGGCUCCGAGCAGGACCGCCGGCGAUGAUAAUGUCUCUGGCGUGCUGAAGCGCUUUGGCGUCCAGCGUGUGCGGCCGUGGCUGGCGCACGCGCUCGCAGCGGCGGGGUUCGAGCGGCCGAGUGCGAUCCAGGCGGCCGCGAUGCCGGCGAUUGCGCGGCAUGCCGACGUGGUCGUCCACUCCGCCACCGGCUCCGGCAAGACGCUCUCCUUCCUCGUGCCGCUGCUCUCGCGGCUCGAGCCUGGUGUGCCAAUGCAGCUGCUCCUUCUCUCGCCCUCGCGCGAGCUGGCGCUUCAGACCGCUGCAACGGUGGAGCGGCUCGUGGGCGCGCCCGACG
Molecule: messenger RNA, 469 nt
Organism: Emiliania huxleyi CCMP1516
Lineage: Eukaryota; Haptophyta; Isochrysidales; Noelaerhabdaceae
Exons: 1
Molecular function (GO): nucleic acid binding; ATP binding
Source: RefSeq, a predicted model, not a curated record